Messenger RNA from Struthio camelus australis, 1446 nucleotides. The record is from RefSeq and is a predicted model, not a curated record. NCBI's taxonomy places the organism in Eukaryota, Metazoa, Chordata, Aves, Struthioniformes, Struthionidae.
AAGUGCUGAACGAAGUGGGAUAAGCAGUAGUAGUGACUGAAUAGCUGCCAAAUGCAGGGCUGACCUUCCAUAGCGGCUUUUUGCUUUCCAUCCAAAGUGCUUCAGUUGCCGUCCUUGGCACGGAGUGAAAGGGGAGGAAUGAACUUUCCUGAGGUCACAGCAGCUAUUAAGGAAUAGUCUGCAGAAAGCAAAAGGCCACCGUCAUGUCGUCCGGUCAGGAAUCUGUUUUUUCUGAGUAUGAGACUGAAAGCAGCCAGACAUCGAAGCUGUUAAGAAAAUUUAAAGAGACCCCGUUUGUACCCAUUGGAAUGGCUGGCUUUGCCAUGGUGGUGGGCUACGGGCUAUACAAGCUGAAGCACCGAGGUGACAUGAAAAUGUCGCUUCACCUGAUUCACAUGCGAGUGGCAGCGCAGGGCUUCGUAGUGGGAGCAAUAACGUGUGGUGUGCUGUAUUCAAUGUUGCGGGACUACGUGGUAAAACCCAAGGAGUAGUGGGAAGAUGAUUGAAAUCUAUGUCCUGGUGGUGGCCUGUGUACUGCAGCUAUAAACCUCCUAUCGAGGCGUUCUUGGAAAAAAACAAAAAACCAAAAAACAUAUGUUAUUAGAGGAUUACCCUGUAUCUGUCUUGUGUAUGGUACCCUGUCUUGAGGCUGUCAGUCUAAAUGAUUGCGCGCACGGGGGUAGUGGGUAUCAAGGUCUGUUUGUUUUUGAUCGACACUGCCCUAUUCCAGCUCUUAGGGGAUGUAGUAGAGUAUGAUCCCUUUAUCUUCCCCUUGAGUGUUAACUCACUCAUACAAUUGGUGAUUUCUUUUGCUGCCAUUGCCCAAACUGACAAAGUCUAAACCUGUCUGAGCCUCAGCCAGGACAGAAGAGAGGCCACGUCUACAAGAUAUGUCGUGAAUGUUUUACUAUGUCAUUUUCUAUUCUGUAUAUUUGUCAAUCUCCAGCCUUGUAAUUUAGAAGCUUCCACUAGCACUAAAUGAUUCCUAAAAUAUCAAAAGGUCUAUAAACAUCUUUUUUUUUAUUUAAGGUGUGAGAUAAGUAUUUGGUAUGUUGCAGCUAUAUUUAAAUAUAUUUAUUCAUUGUUAAUGACUCAAGGCACAGGCUCCGUAUUUUUACUAGAUUAUAGAUUUUGAGAUUCGUGGAUUGCUAAAUCUUGUAACUAUUCUCAGUGUGCUUUUGGGUAACAUUUAAAGGUAACCUUUAAAAUAUACAUUGUGAAAACUAAAUCUCGGUUGGUGUUCUAAAGCUUUUAAAGUAUAGGCUCUAGCUUUUGACUUUGCAGUUGUUGUUCUGCGUAGAAACUCUUAAAAUGCUGAAAUUUGAAAAGUCCCCGUCAUCCUUGGCGAGAUGUAAAACGCUUCUCUGUAAAUUGCCGAUGUCGUUCUGCAGGGGAACCCCUUGCCUUUCAAAGGGUGGUCGCAAGAAUAAACGCGGUAAGGCGAAA